ACCCACGUCCAACCCAGAGCUGCCUGUAAGAGGUCUGGGGGGAGCAUGGGGAACCCCGUGAGGGUGGGAGGGGCUCUGUCCUGCUUUCCCAGUGCAGUGGGGAAACUCCAGUCCCGAGUAGGGGUUGUCCCAGCAUCCUGCUGUCAACCUGCCCGGGGCACCAGGCUCUGAGUGCUGAGCACCUUGUGGCGAUCACAGAGCUCUUGUUGCUCUGACUUUGGCUGGAUGUGAGUGCUUUCAGCUGGCAGACAGGAAGGCCAUGCUCAGCUCGGCGUUCUGACAACAGACAGACAGACACAGACACACACACACAGACAGACACAGACAUGCACACAGACACACACACACACAGACACAGACAUACACACACACACAGACACACACACGCUGCGGUUCCACCUCCCGGCAGCGCCGCGGUGCCCCUGGGAGCCACGGAGCGGAGGCUGCGCAGUGCCUGCGCGGUCGGGAGCGGCGGGGAGGGGGUGUGGAAGGCACGGGAACCGCGGGCUGAAGCGGGGGCCGGAGCAAAGAUGCUCCGCAGCUCGCCCAUGGGCCGGGUCGCAGUCGCCGCGCUCGCAGCGGGCAGAGCGCGGCACGCAGAGCAGCACGUGCUGCCGGCCCUGCCCUGCCCUGCGCUACUGCGGCGGUGCCGGGAGCAGAGCCGUAGGGCCGCGGAGCUGUUGGGAAGGGAAGCCCAUGCCGGGCUGUCUCAGGUGCUAUGAGGGAUGCGCUGCCGGAAGCGCACGCUGCUGGGGCUGGCCCUGUGCCUGCCGCUCGGUCUGUGGCUGUUGUUCCGGGCCUCCGUGUCCGGCCUAGGCCUCUCUCCUUCCCUCCCCACCGUCAGCUGCACCGCCAGCUUCAACGCCUCCGCCUGGUUCAGCGCGCGCUACGAUGCGGCUGUGGGGCCUCUGCUGAGCGGCCCGGCCCACGAGCUCUCCCCGGACGUGGUUCACUGGUGGCUGACCCUGCAGGGCCCCUCCAGCAUCGCCCCGCUCCAGGCCAUCAUCCGGAAGCUCUUUGCUGUCCUCCCGGCCCCCAAUGGCAGCAUAUGGGACCCGUCACGCUGCAGGACGUGUGCCGUGGUGGGCAACUCGGGGCGGCUGAAGGGGUCCCGCCAUGGCCCGCAGAUCGAUGCCCACCACUGGGUGCUGAGGAUGAACAGAGCUAAGACAGCGGGCUUUGAGGUGGAUGUCGGUGCGAGGACAACCCAUCACUUCAUGUACCCAGAGAGUGCGAUGAACCUCUGGCCUGGCGUCCACCUUGUCCUCGUCCCCUUUAAGCCUCUGGAUCUCAAGUGGGUGACCAGCGCCUUCUCCACAGGAGAGCUCACACACACCUACACAAGAGUGAAGCAGUUCAUCAAAGCUGACAGGAACAAGGUGCUGAUCCUGAGCCCAGCCUUCCUCAAGUACAUCCAUGAGAACUGGACGGAGCACCAUGGCAGGUCUCCGUGUUUGGCUUUGGGGCCGACAGCAAAGGGAACUGGCAUCACUACUGGGAAGAAAACCGCUGGUCUGGAGCCUUCCGCAGAACAAGGGUCCACGAUGCUGAUGUUGAAUUCAGCCUCAUCCAGAGACUGGCAGCUGAAGGCAGAAUAUUAUUCUAUCAGUGACACGCACUCAAGAAACGAGGCCAAGCCGUUAGCACAAGAACCGGCGGCUGCAGCAGCUCUUUAGCUUGCUUCUGCCCCUCGCUGGCUGGGGCAGCCUACGCUUGGUGCGUGCUGUGCUGGUCCCACCAGCUCAGCACGGCGGACAGCAGUGAGCAUGAAUGGCAGUAGAGCUCUGCUAAGCCUGAGAGAUAUCUGCUUGGUACCUACCUUGGUCUUCUCCAGAGAGGACACAGAGGGGCAGGAGGGGGGCAAACCCCGUGCUUUCAGAGCCCUCAGUUCAGGUGCUACACAGCAGAGCAGCUGUAACUGGACGGUGCGCACACAGCCAGCUGCCAGUGCAGCUCUCAGGGGAUGGAGCUGAGAUGUCCACCCUCUGAUGGCACAUGGGGAAGUUCUUUGGGCAGGCAGAGAGUCUUAACAGAACUAAGGAAUAUAUUUUUAUAUUGCACCAAAGGAGAGUAAGAAACGAGAAAAUGAAGCACGCUAAGUCCGAACGCAGCAGAAAUGAGUACAGCUGAAAUGAUAUGUUGAAUAAACUUUGACAGCACA
Lagopus muta (rock ptarmigan) is the source of this 2161-nucleotide messenger RNA. RefSeq names its product CMP-N-acetylneuraminate-beta-galactosamide-alpha-2,3-sialyltransferase 2-like. Lineage: Eukaryota; Metazoa; Chordata; Aves; Galliformes; Phasianidae. The record is from RefSeq and is a predicted model, not a curated record. The transcript is spliced from 7 exons. Bases 726 to 1676 code for a protein of 316 amino acids. Gene Ontology annotation, molecular function: beta-galactoside (CMP) alpha-2,3-sialyltransferase activity.